UCUUGCUUUCUAAACUCAUAGAUGUUGAUAGAUUGUUGCUUUCGCUCUCAUUCCCUGAUUUGUGAUUCUUCAUUAUCCCGCCUCAUGCGCAGCACUCACCUCUAUUAAGCCCCCGCCCCAAACAGCGGACCUCGAAUCCAAACCUGCGACCGCGUUUCAUACCUGUCGGCCAGGUACAGCAACCGGAUUGCUCUUAUGAGGUAGAGUCUUUCGUGCGAUAUAGACCCUCCUCGCGAUUCAGCUAUACUCUCUACUCAUGUCGUCCCAUCCCACCCACUCCGCCGCCGCGUCGCCCAAUCUAGCGGAGCGUCCCUCGUCACAGCCGAUGGCCAAGGCUGGCACAGAAAGCGGAGUCCCUGCUCCCUCGACGAGCUCGAAGCGCGAUUACAAGGGGUUUGUUGCGGGGGUCUUUUCUGGGAUUGCGAAGCUAUCAGUUGGACAUCCGUUCGAUACGGUCAAAGUGCGUCUACAGACUAGUCAUGAAUCGCACUUCCGAGGUCCGGUCGAUUGUGUAAUGCAGACGGUGCGCAAGGAGGGAGUCAGUGGGUUGUAUAAAGGAGCUACGCCGCCGCUGGUCGGCUGGAUGGUUAUGGAUUCGGUCAUGUUGGGGUCGUUGACGUUAUACCGCCGGUUGCUACUCGAGAACAUCUUUUCCAAGCCGCACAUACGAGCUAUGACGCCGGGGAGCAGUCGCCAGACCGACCCCAACACACUACCGAGCUUUGGUCAUGGUAUCGCGGGUAUCAUGGCGGGGACGACGGUCAGCUUUAUUGCAGCGCCGGUGGAGCACGUCAAGGCGCGACUGCAGAUCCAGUAUUCGGCGGACAAGACGAAGCGCAUGUACUCGGGCCCGAUUGACUGCGUGCGGAAACUGCUUCGGACGCACGGAAUCUCCGGGCUUUAUCGCGGCCUGUGCGCCACCAUCGUCUUCCGGUCGUUCUUUUUCUUCUGGUGGGGCUCGUAUGAUGUUCUGACGCGGUUGAUGAAGGAAAAGACCAACUUGUCGGCUCCUGCGAUUAAUUUCUGGGCUGGCGGCGUCUCGGCGCAGAUCUUCUGGCUCACCUCAUAUCCAUCGGACGUGGUUAAGCAGCGGCUGAUGACGGACCCAAUGGGAGGAGCCCUGGGCGACGGGGAGCGACAGUUUCGCCGGUGGAAGGAUGCGGCGGUCGCGGUGUAUCGGGAGCGAGGGCUGAAAGGGUAUUGGAGAGGAUUUGUACCGUGUUUCCUGCGCGCAUUCCCGGCGAAUGCCAUGGCUUUGGUUGCAUUCGAGGGGGUGAUGCGUCCAAUCACCCUGCUACUGGCGGCCUUGCUAGCCUUCGGCUUCCUGUGUUUCCUGCUUUCCCCCUCGUCCUCCGCCGCCGCUCCUGCAGCCGCUGCGGCCGGCAACGCGCCCGAUCUCGACUCGUCGCAACUCCGCCGCGAAGACGCCGCGGAACACCCGCUCUCGCCGCCGACGAAACCCUUCCUGAAAGCCCAAGCCGUGCGGGAGGACGGCCACGCGGCGGCGCCGCCGGUGGAACACUACAAUCUGAACGCGCUGACCAGCACCAGCGAGGCGGCGCAGAAGGGCGAGCGCGUGCUGAUCCUGACGCCGCUGGCGCGCUUCUACCAGGAAUACUGGGACAAUGUGGUCGCGCUGAGCUACCCGCACGAGUUGAUCUCGGUCGGGUUCAUCAUCCCCAAGACCAAGGACGGCAACGCGGCGGUCGCGGCGCUGGAGCGCGCCAUCAGCCAGACCCAGAACGGACCUGUCGCUCAGCGGUUCGCCAGCAUCAGCAUCCUGCGGCAGGACUUCGAGCCGCCGAUCCAGUCGCAGGACGAGAAGGAGCGGCAUAAGCUGGAGAACCAGAAGGCGCGCCGCGAGUCGAUGAGUCUGGCGCGCAACAGUUUGUUAUUCACGACGCUGGGCCCCAGCACCUCGUGGGUGCUGUGGCUGGACUCGGACAUCGUCGAGACGCCGCCCACGCUGAUCCAGGAUCUGACGGGCCACGACCGCGCGGUGAUCGUGCCCAACUGCUUCCAGCGAUACUACAACAAUGAUGCGAAGAAGAUGGAUGUGCGGCCGUACGAUUUCAACUCGUGGAUCGAUAGUUCCACGGCGCAGCAGUUGGGGGAUACCAUGGGGCCCGACGAGAUCCUGUUGGAGGGGUACGCGGAGCUCCCGACGUAUCGGAGUCUGAUGGCGUACAUGGCCAACAAGGACUAUCCGCAGCCGGGGCGGGAGAUUCGGCUGGACGGCGUGGGGGGGACGGCGCUGAUGGUCAAGGCGGAUGUGCACCGUGAUGGGGCGAUGUUCCCGGCGUUCCCAUUCUAUCAUCUGGUUGAGACGGAGGGAUUUGCCAAGAUGGCGAAACGAUUGGGGUAUGAGGUGUUUGGGCUGCCGGAUUACUUUGUAUAUCACUACAACGAGUGAUUGCCGUUGAUCUCAUGCGCUGUGCGCUGUGCGCUUAUGGUGUGUUGAUAUUGCCUUGGUGUUUGGGGGGUGUAUGCAUAGAGUUGAUAUAACAACAUACACUGUGGAUGAUGGAUGAGCUUAAUAUGAGCAAGAAAACUCGAUGAUAGAGAUCUGAUAUACAAAACAAAAUAACAACCCUGUUGAUGACGAUGAC
Messenger RNA from Aspergillus saccharolyticus JOP 1030-1, 2609 nucleotides. Its product is annotated as alpha-1,6 mannosyltransferase subunit. The transcript has 7 exons. Gene Ontology annotation, biological process: protein N-linked glycosylation; transmembrane transport; cell wall mannoprotein biosynthetic process. Gene Ontology annotation, cellular component: mannan polymerase complex. Gene Ontology annotation, molecular function: alpha-1,6-mannosyltransferase activity. The record is from RefSeq and is a predicted model, not a curated record. Bases 257 to 2413 code for a protein of 718 amino acids. Lineage: Eukaryota; Fungi; Ascomycota; Eurotiomycetes; Eurotiales; Aspergillaceae.